AUGAAGGGGGUGAAUGAGGAGUACUCACGGCUGAUUGGAGAGAAGGAUGCUCACAUCACAAAGUCGGAAGCCGCUAUUCAUCAGAGUGAAGGAGAGAUUCACCGACUGAGAGACUCUGUCACCAGGUAAGGCUAUAACCCCCUUCCACUUACCUCUGACAUACCAGCAGUGUUAAUUUCAUCAGAAAUAGUGACUAACAUAUUCGUGAAACACCUAAUUAUCAAUGGCAAUUGAUGAGACUAUAACUGACUAAAUAGACCCAGAAAAAACUAUAACUAAACAAACAUUAUUUUACAUUUCAGUUGACUAAAACUAGACGAGACAAACUUAUCUCUGUGACAAAUCAGACUACUAAGUGGACUGGACAAGGUUUUUUGGAGAGAUUAUGCUUUUCAGUGAUAAUAAGCACUAAUACUAGCAGCGGUUUUGUUCAGCAGUGGAAAGGAUGCGCCACACCCUGCACACAGCCCACCUCAGCUGGUUAGUUGUGGGGGAGCAAGCGAUGAGUGUGGGCAGACAGGCUCCGCCUCCAAUUAUACACAUUACGCAAGCGACUCUCUUGCUUCCCCGUAGCUAACCAGUCACCAUCAGCCUUCUAGUUAGUUACCUUUUGCCUGGUUAAGAAACACAAGCUGCUUUACGAAAUAAAAAACAAUAGCAGCAUUGAGUUUGAUAGUAAUACAAGUCUAGCUAUGUUUUUCUCCCCUUUGAGUAUAGAAAAGUAGGUGGUCUUUGAAUUUGUUGUCUUGCUCAACCCUCCCACUUUCCCCACUGCAUUUCAUAGCCAGGUUCUGUAGCCAACGUAGCCAAGUCUCCCUCUUUUCCUGUUAGAAAACGGCUUGAUUAUAUCCCUUACCGUUCAAAAGAUAUGACCCAUAAUACCGCCGCGACGUUUUCUAUUUCUAUUGUGCAUUGGCGGGCUGCAUUUUACAUUCAUAAAGCAAAUUGUGGGCCGUUCUAAAACCAGGCUACUUGCGGACCGGACCGUUAACCAUAUGUUUAGGCUACACCUUGUUCAGCCAUGUCCCCUCAUUUAGUAUGGCUGUGGCGGUCAUUACAUUUUGUCAGCCGGUGAUUGUCAAACAAAUAACUGCCGGUCUCACAGUAAUUGACCGUUAAUUAACAUAAUUAACACGUUUAGCCUCUCCUGGCUUCCACGCAUAACCUACAAGCCACUAAUGCAGACCUUUGGAACAUCUACAUUUAAAAAAGUCUAAUAAAUCCAUGUAAUAUAGCCUACACCAUCACAAUAAAUCCAUUAUUUAUAUUAGACAGGUCUAAAGAAACAUGAUAUGAACAAAAUGUAGUCUAUUUCAGAAGAACAGAAUAACAUACUGAGUUGUCCUUAUGUUAAGCCCUGAUAUGGCUAUGCCAAAUGGCUGUGGGCUACACUAGUUAAUUUAGCAGACAAGAUUUGCUUAGAAUUCCAUGGCAUUCUUUUUUUAUUAUUUUGAAGUAUGAAGAAUACAAUUGAACAUAGCUUAAUAAAAUAGAAAGGAUAUUUUCUCCAAACGAUUUCAAAGGAAGUGCGCACAUGCGGCUAUUCUGUGUUGAGCGGUUAACAAAGAAACUGUUCCUCCUAUAUGCUUAAUUUAAAUAUAUUUAUGCAACUUUAGUUGUGAUACAAACGUUGGGCUAUAUGUUUGGAUUUUUAAUACAUUCUAAGGCUGCAUGACAGGACUCUAAUGAUGAUUUGAAAAAAGUCGCAUGAAAGGCAUGAGCUCUGAUUUGUUUUUUGUUCAAGCUGCACACACUUUGACAAGCACUUGAUAAUAUUCUCACCAGGCCUCGAAUUACCUGGCAGCAUCUCCCGAGUGGCGCAGCGGUCUAAGGCACUGCAUGUCAGUGCUAGCGGCGUCACUACAGACCCUGGUUCGAUUCCAGGCUGUAUCACAAUCCGGCCGUGUUUGGGAGUCCCAUAGGGCGGCACACAAUUGGCCCAGCGUCGUCCGAGUUUGACAGGGGUAGGCCGUCAUUGUAAAUAAGAAUUUGUUCUUAACUGACUUACCUAGUUAAAUAAAGGUUAAAAAAAGUCAUAAUACUCAAUUAAGAUCUGAUCAUUUAAACAUGUAUUCACAGGACUUGAUUCAUGAAAUGUGUAAAAAACAGUAACGCCAUGUGUCCAAAGACUAAAUAUAGUACAAUAUAAAAAACUCACAUUGUAGACAAACGCCGAUUUAAAAAAUGUAUUCAGAUUUGUCCAUUAGUAAGCUCAGAGAACAAGUGUACUGAAGGAAAUUAUACAUUUUCGGUAUAAAUAAAAUAAAAUAUAAAUUGGUCAUUUAGCAGACGCUCUUAUCCAGAGCGACUUACAGGAGCAAUUAGGGUUAAGUGCCUUGCUCAAGGGCACAUUGGUAUGGACAUGAAUGGGUUAAUGAGGCAAUACUACUGUGAAGUGACUAAAAUGAAAGGGCAUUUAGAUAACUAAAAUUGCCCACGGUUUUCAUCAUUUUGACAAUAACUAGACUAAAUCAUUAUUCAAAUGACAAAAAUGUGACAAUUAUAUUUUAGUCCAAAUUAGUAAGACUAAAAUCUAAGAAAAGAGUGUCAAAAUGAACACUGACUACCGGUAUACUAUUAUACCCCAAACAUAAAACAACCUCUCCAUUCAGAUGAACUAAGUAGUCCCUGUCUCUAAGAUAUAGAAAAAAAAACUCAUCAUACAGAAUGGACAAGACAACUCUGAGUCAAAGGUGAUGCAGUCACAACUAUGUAAUCGUAUACAACUAUGUAACAACCUCUUCCAUUCUCUUAAUCCCUUUCUCUCCCUUCUAAUCGCUCUCCCAUUUAGUGCAGAGGAGGCUCUCUUGGCAGUCCAGGCGGUGCGUGAGGAGCUGAAGAAGAAAUUGGAGCAGGCUGAGGUGGACAAGCAUAUUCAUUACCUCAGGUCGACAGCAGAGAUCGAUGACCUCUCCCGAACCAAGAGCACUCUGGAGGAGCGCCUCAUCGAACUAAUCAAGUACGCCAUAGGCCUAGUGCUUCCCUCCUCUGCAGCUGCCUUGAGCCAUGGGAGGAAAGAGAAAAAGUGACAGCUGCACUUUUGAUCUGUAGAGGGGGAAAGGCUUUGUUUAGAAACUUGAAAGGGUGUUGAUGACUUGUUUUUCCCCUUUGUUUGGUGUGAUCAGAUAGCAUGUUAUGUCUGGUUCUGCCCUCUUGACUGAGCCCUGUGGGGAGUGUGUAUUCUGAGGAUGCUCUCUCAUAGGGAGCACAGUGUGGGUCUUUGAUAUGCCGUCUAACCACUGACAGUCUCAUCUGACUAGAAGGAGGGAAGGGAAAAGAGAUGGAUGGGGGAAAAGGGUAUAAGAAAGUGACACAGAGGAGGGUGACGAAGACGUUGUUUGGAGACAGAUAGAAACCGAUUCUGAAUUCCAAAUCAACCCCUAGGCACUUCUGUAGGUGUGAAAAAAUUGGUUAGGUGUAUCCAAUAUAUGGCGAAAUGGGCAAGAUGAAAGAACUACUGUACUGUAUAUAUUAUACAUAUCCGAUCCGUUAAAAUCUACUGUACAUGAAGUGACUAGGAGUAGUCGAUUUGGAAUUCAGAGUCCACGAUAUCAAGGAGAAAAAGAGUGAGAGGGGGAUAUCAAGGAGAAAGAGAGUGAGAGGGGGAUAUCAAGGAGAAAGAGAGUGAGAGGGGGAUAUCAAGAGGGAGAAGAAAGAAGAGAAAGCAACAGCUCUCGUCUGCUUAUGAUUAUUCAGUUGUUUUGGCAUUAAUUGAUGUUCUCUCUCUCUGUCUCUGCUAUUCGUAGGGGAUAAAACACAAUGCCAGCUCCCCUGGGGUGUCCUUACAUCACUUCAGUGCUUUUGUUUACCGUCUUCAUUUACUCCUUCACUUUUUCCUAUUCCAACUGCUCAUUGGCAGAGAGAUGUACUCCAGAACAGGGGGUUGUUGGAAAGUAGAAUUAGAUUAGGACAAUAUAAACAGAAUAGCAUGAAUAAUGAUUAUGUAGUCCUCAAAUACCCACAAACCAUACAAAUGUAUGAUUCACUCAUUACAAAGACACCAUGCCUGAAAGAACCUAACUGAGCAGAUAAUUGCCAUACUCUGUCGCACUCUGAUGAACAGAGGGGAACAACCAGACUAACUCCCCACCUGUGUAUGUGUGUGUGUACCUGUGUGUGUUUGUGACCUUUUGGGUGCUUUGUACAUCGAUGCUGUACUUUGAUGCUGGAUCCAAACAUUCAAAAUGUAUUCACAGUGUGUAUUUGCUCUGGCAGGGAUAAGGACGUUCUGUGGCAGAAGUCAGAUGCUCUGGAGUUUGAGCAGAAGCUGCGAGCAGAGGAGCGCUGGUUGCAGGACAAGGAGGCCACCCACUGCCUGGGCUGCCAGGGCCAUUUCACCUGGUGGCUACGCCGACACCACUGCAGGUGAGCACUGAGAGGGCACUGACUCACCAAAUGGCCAUAUUACGGGACCCAUAGACAAAGUGUUAAUAGCUAUUAGAAUUUCAUGAGCUGACAGCUCAGACUGGUCAUGUCAGAGAAAGUCUGUGACUUUAGCAAUUGCUGACUCUUUUUUUUCCUUAUUGUGACUUCCACAGACUACGGUCUGACUGGUAAUGAUUGAAGACAUUGUGAUACACCUAUACACCAGUGGAGGCUUCUACAGUAGCCUCAACAGCACUCUGUAGGGUAGCACAACGGUGUAGCCGGAGGACAGCUAGCUUCCGUCCUCCUCUGGGUACAUUGACUUCAAUAUAAAACCUAGGAGGCUCAUGGUUCUCACCCCCUUCCAUAGACUUACACAGUAACUAUGACAACUUCCGGAGGACGUCCUCCAACCUAUCAGAGCUCUCGCAGCAUGAACUGACAUGUUGUCCACCCAAUCAAACAAUCAGAGAAUGAAUCUAGUACUGAAAGCAUAAGAUACAGCAGUGCAUAAAAUGUGGUGAGUAGUUGACUCAAAGAGAGAGAAAGACAAUAGUUGAACAGUUUUUAACAAAUUAAUUCCUUCCAAAAUGAAGGAGAAGCAAGUUUCACUUACUUAGCUAGCGAAUGCAGCUAGCUAGUUUGGCCUACUCAUACACCCUGCUCAAACAGAGGGAUGCUAUGUUAGCUAGCUGGCUAUGACUAUCCAACACAACACUGGAACUCUUCCAAGUCAAGGUACGUUUUUGGUUUUACGAAUGUAUUGCCACCGGGGCCCGCCGGUGUAAGUGCUAAACUGCUUACUGACUGUACACUGUAACAUUACUGCAUGAUUGUAGCAGGUUUACUAACGUGUUAGUUCUAUUAGCUAUGUUGACUAUGACGUUACUUUAGCUAAUAUGGUGACAACGAUGUAGGCUGUGUGUAGCAGUUAUGAUAUGGUUUGGCUUAGAAAGUUUUUUUCACCUGGUCACAUACAGCUGAUGUGUUGUGCAUUGACGUCCACAAGCGACAAAGGGAAAAGAUGAGAGGAGGAGAGCACAUAGAUGGGAGAAGGAAUACAAUGUGGCUGUUAUGAAAGUGAACUGUAUUUGCGCGUGAUCAGGGGUGUAUUCAUUCCGCCGAUUCUGUUGAAAAAUGUUUCUUAAACGGAACAAAACGGGGAUAAACAUACCUGAAUUUGUCCAAUAGAAACUCUCGUUUGCAACUGUUGGACUAAUGAUCACACCCUAUAUCAGCUAGAUGCAGGCAAGAGUGUGCAAGGCGGUAUUGAAUGUGUCACUGUCUGUCCAUGUGUCACUGUCUGUCACCUAAAAAAUGUAUCUCGACCUGUGCACCUAAGUUGUAAACUUUCAUUCAUAGGCUAGAUUGUAGCAACCUCAUGAUGGUGUCGUGACGUGACUUACUUUAAUGUAUGACUGUUAUUUAUCGAAUCACCUAACUAUGUUUAAUUGUCACUCGAUUCAAUUAAUCAUGUAACAAUUAACUCAUUAGGAAUUUGGGGCACCACGGAAGAAGUUGUUUAACGAGUUACCAUUUCCCUAAUUAAACUCUUAGAAGAUAUAUGUUAUAUAUAAUUGAUAACAGUCACGUAUUAAAUAAUUACCUCUUAUCAGUCUCAUUCUGAACAUCGCAUAAUCCUUGAACCUGCAAGAACCCUAACCUUAUUGAUGAAUCAGCAAUACACAAAUUGGCUUAAUUAUUUAUUUACUAACUAAAUAAUAACACAAUACAAAAAAACACAUAGGUUAUUGAUUACUAACGUAAAACAAUGAAAACAGGUCCCUAGUGGACUGGACUAACAAUCGCAUGACUGCUUGGGUAGAAGGAGGGUCAGAAUGGAAGGGAGAGAGAGAUUCAAACUACCGUGGUUACUUUGGAGACUAUGCUCACAGUAAUCAUAAUACUUAUGCACCCUAAUAACGCUCAUUGGGAUUAGAAAUGCAACAUGUAUUUACGUGUUGCUGUCCUCGAUAGUUGAGUUGAUGAUGUAGGACUCUGGUUAGCCCACCAAAGAUCUCAAUGUCCUUGGUAGAGUUUCUGGUCGUAGUGGUGGUUAGAAUGGAUACUUCAGAUGUACCAGCGGUUGUCUGAGAGGGAUUGUCCUCUAUCUCCUGUCUUUAGUGAAAGUUCUCUAGACGACUAUACAUGCCAGCUGCAGACUGAAAUGAUAAGGUCUAGUGCAUUGUCUUCUUCUUCACCUCGUGUAGCGGUUGAGAGUUUCAGAGUUUCUCCAUUUCAAACGUGUGGACUAAAGUCUCACGUUUUCUGGUCAUUCUAGUCUAACCAUUUUGUAACGUGUAGCUUCAGCUUCACGCUUCUUGGUCUUGUAGAGUGUCAACCAUUUUAAGCCGUGGGGCUUACUGGUCUAGUAGAAAUUCAACAAUUUGCAACGUUUGGCUCAGGCUUCACAUCUGCUGGUCUGAGGUGAAUUUCGUCACAAGGCUUUGUAUGCACUCGGGGUAAAAGGGGCGUUCCAUCAUGUUUGUGCUCAUCUGGAUGUGGCCACUGACUGAGAACAAAUCAAUAUGGAAAACAAUCAAAUCAUCUAGAAUGCCAAAAUCACAUUGUAAUCUUCACUGACUGCCACUGCUAUACACAUUUGUAAACAGGCCAUUUUACGCAGUGGUUACAAUGGACAGAGGUGGCGAAUCUGGCGAUAUUGCCAGGAUGGUUGAUUGAGUAUAUUGGCUAAUAAUUCCGAAGUGUCAAUUAUAUUGGACUUUCAGGCAAUUCAGUAUUUGAAUUUGCAUUUUAGCAAUUUAACUCCUGAAUUGAAUGAAUGUUCCACAGUGAUACAAUACUAGACUCUCUUUUUGUUUCAGGCUGUGUGGACGCAUCUUCUGCUACUACUGCAGUAACAACUUUGUGAUGACCAAGCACAGUGGGAAGAAGGAGCGUUGCUGUAGGGAGUGUUACACCCAGCACAGCGCUGUGGUGGAGAGGUUCACAGAGGGUGAGCUGAGCCCCUCCGACACCCAGCCACCUCCCCCUGGAAUUGGGCCUCACUCACUCCCCGAACCAGCCCCCUACAAACCUACUCCCAGGGUUACAGGUGAGAUAUAGAUGUUCACACAUAUGCACACGCACAUACACGCAUAUACACGUACACACUCCUAGUAUGCACACUCAAAAACCCACACAUACAAAUACAUGCUCACACACACACACUUGCAAAGGCCUUUUUCACACUCAGACAAAAGGGACACGGUUUUAAGCAAACCCACAUAAGAAAAAUCGAUUGAAAAACACAAUUCGUCACAAUUACUCUGGCCUUCUUUCAAGGCAGUGUAAAGUGGUUUUAUGUUGAAUAGGAAAGUCAUAACAGGUACUGAAACGAGAGCAGCCUCUGUAACCUGUGGAAUAAGAACAGAAACCUUUUGGUAUUCUUAACCAUUCUAGUGGUAUACUUCUGUUUACCUUGUUCUGAGCAAAAGAGGAAAGGGCGCUAGGUGCCACCUCAAUUCAAAUUUCUUAAUCUCCCUUCUGCUUUACUGCUUUCAUUUAUUUUAUAUUGAAAAUGGCAAAACUCACAGCAGAGGUUGCCUUGGCAAUCAUCUGCCUUGUUUUGUCACAUCAUUGUACUGGGAAGGGAAAAUGUACGAAUACUACAGAAAUGUAAUUUCAAAAAUCUUUAUAUUCCUCAAAAGGGAAGUUCUGUUUUGGACGGUUAUAGAACAGCAAAGCCCAAUGACAUGCAUCAUCAUCACACAUACAAAACCUGACAGACAGGAUAAGAUAAGAAGUUCAAAGAGAUAGGCUAUCAGAACUCAGGAUAAGACCCAGAUGCAGACUCACAGAUCACAGAUGUUUAUUAACAAAACAGGGGGCAGGCAGACGACAGGUCAAGGGCAGGCAGAGGUCGGUAAUCCAGGGCAGAGUCAGUAAGGGACAGAACGGCAGGCAGGCUCAGGGUCAGGGCAGGCAGAGGUCAGUAAUCCAGGGCAGUGUCAGACAGGUACAUACGGCAGGCAGGCUCAGGGUUAGGGCAGGCAGAGUGGUCAAAACCUGAAAAACUAGAACAACUGGGGCUAGGGAGAAACAGGAGUACUGGAAAAACAUGCUAGUAGGCUUUGUUGAGACAAGACGAACUGGCAACAGACAAACAGAAAACAGGAGAAAAGUGGGAUGUAUACGGAGGGUGCGGGGCACAGAAGACGAACAGCAGAGGGGCUAAGGAUCUUAGAGAUGGGGAAAGUGCUGAUAAAACGGGGGGAAAGUUUGCAGGACUCCGGAGGGGCAGAGUGGAGUGGACAGCCAUACCCUCUGCCCGAGACAAUAACGGGGAGCCGGGGUCCGGUGGCGGUCCGCCUGUCAUUGAUACCUGGAGGUGGUCUUGAGAAGAGCAGACCGGGCUCUCUUCCAGGUACGGCAACAGCGGUGGAAGAACAUCUGGGCCAAGGGUAUGUUGACCUCUUGCUCAGGGAAGAGCGGGGGCUGAUAACCCAUCGAACACUUGAAAGGCGAGAGACCAGUGGCUGAGCAGGGGAGGGUGUUGCGUGCGUAUUCUACCCACACGAGUUGCUGGCUCCAGGUGGUGGGGUUGGCGGAGACGAGGCAACGAAGAGUUGUCUCCAGGUCCUGAUUGGCUCGCUCCGACUGGCCGUUAGACUGGGGGUGAAACCCGGAGGACAGGCUGGCCGACGACCCAAUGAGUGUGCCUUCCUGAACCGGGACGAAAACUGAGGACCCCGGUCGGGGACCCUGUCCACCGGAAGUCCAUGGAUCCGGAAGACAUGCUGGGCCGUCUCCUUGGCAGAGGGUAGCUUGGGGAGGGGAAUGAAAUGGGCGGCUUUGGAAAACCUGUCCACCACCGUGAGGAUAGUGGUGUUGAAGAGGUUGAAGGAGGCCAGCCGGAGCUUGCCGAGGAGUCGGCGGCGAACGCAGAGAUGUCAGGGACCAUGGUGGGCCACUAAAAGCGUUGUUGCACAAAGGCCAGGGUCUGACGGGAGCCAGGGUGGCAGGCAAGCCUGGAGGAAUGAGCCCAUUCCAGGACCUGGGAGCGGACAGCGUCUGGGACAAGCAUCCGGUUAGCCGGGCCCCCCGCCUCACGGACCUGGUUCUCUAUUCCCCAGAUGAGUGUAGCCGCCAGACACGAGGUAGGAAGGAUGGUCCCGGGGUUCGAGGGUGUAGCAGCGGGGCAAUAGCGGCGUGAAAGCGCAUCCGGCUUAACAUUCUUGGACCCCGGGCGGUAGGAGAUGGUAAAGUUGAACCGGGUGAACAGCAUGGCCCAUCGAGCUUGCCUGGAGUUGAGACGCUUGGUGGUGCGGAGAUAUUCCAGGUUCUUGUGAUCCGUCCACACAAUGAAUGGAUGUUCCGCCCCCUCUAACCAGUGCCUCCACUCCUCCAAUGCCAUCUUCACCGCGAGUAGUUCUCGAUUCCCCCAUCAUAAUUCCUCUCAGUGGCGUUAAGACGAUGGGAGAAGAAAGUGCAGGGAUGCAGCUUAAGGUCCAGGGCAGAACGCUGUGACAGGACGGCCCCCACUCCGACAUCCAAAGCGUCUACCUCCACCACGAACUGACGGGACGGGUCCGGAUGGAUUAAUAUGGGAGCUGUGGUGAAGCGGUGCUUAAGGUCCAGGAACGGCCGGUCAGCAGCUUGGGACCACGUGAAUGGGACCCUGGGAGAGGUGAGUGCUGAAAGGGGGGAAGCCAGGGUGCUGUAACCUCGGAUAAAAUGGCGAUAGAAAUUGGAAAAUCCAAAGAAGCUUUGCAGCUGCACUCUGGAUGUGGGUUGGGGCCAUUCCACCACCGCUCUCACCUUUCCGGGAUCCAUCUGCACAUUACCAGCAGCGAUGAUGUAUCCAAGGAUGGUGGAGCGAUGGAAUUCGCAUUUUUCUGCUUUGACAAAAAGCUGGUUCUCCAAGAGACGCUGGAGGACCUGUCGGACGUGGAGAACAUGUUCUUGAGCUGAGCGGGAAAAGACGAGGAUGCCGUCGAAGGUAGACGAACACGAACCGGUUCAACAUGUCGCGAAGAACGUCAUUAAUCAGGGCCUGGAACACAGAAGGAGUGUUGGUCAGACCGAAUGGCAUCACCAAGUAUUCGUAGUGUCCGCUAGCAGUGUUGAAGGCUGUCUUCCACUUGUCACCUUCCCGUAGGCGUUCCGCAGGUCCAACUUAGAGAAAAUAGUGGCCCCCUGGAGCGGCUCGAAAGCCGAGGCGAUGAGAGGUAGCGGGUAGCGGUUCUUAACCGUGAUGUCAUUGAGGCCCCGGUAGUCGAUGCACGGGCGGGGGAGGCAGAAGGACGGAUACAUCCUGCAGCCAGGGAGUCCUCAAUGUACGUCUCCAUAGCCUUGGUCUCCGGACCCGACAGUGAAUACAGCCUUCCCCGGGGUGGUGUAGUGCCCGGGAGAAGGUCGAUCCCGCAGUCAUAGGGUCGAUGCGGAGGAAGCGAAGUGGCCUGGGCCUUGCUGAAAACCUCCCGGAGGUCCUGGUACUCCGCGGGAACGGCAGAGAGGUCCGAGGCUUCUUCCGAGCCCACAGGAAGACGUCCCGGGGCAGGCUGGGCCGACUUCAGGCAAUGGGCGUGGCAGAACGGGCUACAGCCCAUGAUAGCACCAGCAGUCCAGUUGAUAAGGGGAUUAUGUCGCUGGAGCCAAGAAAACCCCAAUACCACAGGAACCUGAGGAGACUUGAUGAGCAUGAACUGCAUUGACUCACUCUGUGGUUCCCUGACACUCGCAGGUUGAUAGGAGUGGUAUUGUGGGUGACUCUGCCUAAAGAGCACCCAUCCAGCGCUCUAACGUCCAUGGGAACGGAGAGGGGCUGAGUGGGGAUGCCCAGCUCUGACACCAGGGUUGCGUCCAUGAAACUCUCAUCAGCCCCAGAGUCAAUGAGAACCCGGAGAGAUUUCGUUGCUGCCCAUCGAUCCAGAUGGUCAAGGCGAUGAGCGAGUCGAGAUCCGUAGGCAGCUACCGGGCUGCGAGCUCGUCUUUAACCUCCUCUGAUAAUCCAUGAAGGAACGUGUCGAACAGGGAUUCCGGGUUCCAGGCACUCUCGGCAGCCAAAGUGUGGAAAUCAACCGCAUAGUCCGCCACACUGCGGGAGUGUGGUGAAACCGAUCAGGGUGUGACAUAGGCUAGUAAGAACAUCAAGAGAAAAGCCUUGGUGAUCACAAUCUGUUGAACAUAAAAACAUAAUGUGAUCUCUAUGGCUUUUCUCUGUGUAAAAUGUGUGUGAUUGCCUGGUAUAACCUGGGUACAGGUAUGACUUCCUGCUCCUGUUAUGUAUUAGUCAGCUCUUAUAAAGGCUUUAUGAAUGCAUACAUAAAGGAUACAGUAAAGUGUUACAAGUACAUGUCUGGUUUGACCUCCUGUUUCCUGUGCAGUGUCGGACCCCAGCGCCAAGUCUGAUGACGUGGCCUAUGACAUCAUCACAGAGAAGGAAGCGAACGGGAUCUAUGACAGCGACUCGCUGUCCCAAACCACAGGGGGUUCACUGGAGGGGGAGCAGGACACAAGGCCACUGGGGGCGCUAGUC
Molecule: messenger RNA, 11845 nt
Organism: Coregonus sp. 'balchen'
Lineage: Eukaryota; Metazoa; Chordata; Actinopteri; Salmoniformes; Salmonidae
Source: the annotation of a GenBank genome assembly